This is a messenger RNA of Dipodomys ordii (Ord's kangaroo rat), 930 nucleotides long. Its product is annotated as olfactory receptor 4A47-like. Lineage: Eukaryota; Metazoa; Chordata; Mammalia; Rodentia; Heteromyidae. The transcript has a single exon. Gene Ontology annotation, cellular component: membrane. The record is from RefSeq and is a predicted model, not a curated record. Gene Ontology annotation, molecular function: olfactory receptor activity; G protein-coupled receptor activity. Bases 1 to 930 code for a protein of 309 amino acids. Gene Ontology annotation, biological process: G protein-coupled receptor signaling pathway.
AUGGAACCAAGGAACAAUGUAACUUACUUUGUCCUCUUGGGUCUCACCCAGAAUCCAAAGGAACAGAAAGUACUUUUUGUGAUGUUCUCACUCUUCUACAUUAUGACCAUGGUGGGAAAUCUGCUCAUUAUCAUGACUAUUGCUUUCAGUAAGACCCUGGAUUCACCCAUGUACUUCUUUCUCGCUUGCUUAUCUUUUGUGGAUAUUAUUUAUUCAUCAUCUAUUUCUCCUAAGCUGAUUUCAGACUUGUUCUUUGGGGAGAAAACCAUCUCCUUCAAGUCUUGUAUGAUUCAGCUUUUUACAGAACAUCUUUUUGGUGGGUCAGAGAUCUGUCUUCUACUGGUGAUGGCCUAUGACCGCUACGUGGCCAUCUGUAAGCCCUUGCAUUAUUUGGUCAUCAUGAGACAAAGGGUGUGUAUUUUGUUGUUAGUCAUGUCUUGGGUGGGAGGGUUUUUGCAUUCAAUAAUUCAGCUCAGCACUAUUUAUGGGCUCCCUUUCUGUGGCCCCAAUGUCAUUGAUCAUUUUAUGUGUGACAUGUUCCCGUUGUUGGAACUUGUAUGUGCUGACAGCUACGUCACUGGUGUCUUAGUGGUGGUCAAUGGAGGCUUGAUGUGUGUGAUUGCAUUUCUGUUCUUACUGAUGUCCUAUGGUGUCAUCUUGCACUCUCUGAAGAACCUGAGUCAGGAAGGGAGGCGGAAAGCUCUGUCCACCUGUGGCUCUCACAUCACUGUGGUUGUCUGCUUCUUUGUUCCCUGUAUUUUCAUGUAUGCAAGACCUGCUAUGACUUUCCCCAUUGAUAAAUCAUUUGCCGUGUUUUGUACUAUCUUAACCCCCAUGCUGAACCCAUUAAUCUACACUCUGAGAAAUAAAGAGAUGACAAAUGCCAUGAAGAAGCUCUGGAGAAGAAAAGUCACAUCAGGUCAUGAGUAA